AUGGCACUUCGCAGGCUUUCCUCCACCAUUAACAAACCUUUCUCCAAUGCCACUUCCAUUUAUCGCACGUCUUCUUCACUCUCCGCUCACGAAAAAGACAAAUCUCGUGCCGAUUGGACAAAGCAGCUCAACGAUCCUCUCGAGGUCGUGGAUCCAGAGAUCGCGGACAUAAUCGAACUCGAGAAAGCGCGCCAAUGGAAGGGGUUCGAACUUAUACCUUCCGAAAAUUUCACGUCGCUGUCGGUGAUGCAAGCCGUUGGAUCGGUGAUGACGAAUAAAUACAGCGAAGGAUAUCCUGGAGCUAGAUACUAUGGAGGAAAUGAGUACAUUGACAUGGCUGAGACCUUGUGUCAGAAGCGUGCGCUUGAAGCUUUUCGGUUGGAUCCGGCAAAAUGGGGAGUCAAUGUGCAAUCAUUAUCCGGAUCCCCUUCUAACUUUCAAGUUUACACUGCUUUAUUGAAACCUCAUGAGAGAAUUAUGGCACUUGAUCUUCCCCAUGGUGGACAUCUAUCACAUGGUUAUCAGACUGAUACCAAGAAGAUAUCAGCUGUCUCUAUAUUCUUUGAAACAAUGCCAUACAGAUUGAAUGAGAGCACUGGUUAUAUAGAUUAUGACCAGUUGGAGAAAAGUGCUGCACUUUUUAGGCCAAAAUUAAUAGUUGCUGGUGCCAGUGCCUAUGCUCGUCUUUAUGAUUAUGCACGUGUUCGCAAGGUCUGUGACAAGCAGAAGGCAGUUCUGUUGGCUGAUAUGGCACAUAUCAGUGGAUUGGUUGCUGCAGGUGUUAUUCCUUCUCCUUUUGAUUAUGCAGAUGUUGUAACAACCACAACACAUAAGUCACUUCGUGGACCACGUGGGGCUAUGAUUUUCUUCAGGAAGGGUGUGAAAGAGAUAAACAAGCAAGGGAAGGAAGUGUUAUAUGAUUAUGAGGACAAAAUAAAUCAGGCUGUUUUUCCUGGACUUCAAGGUGGUCCACACAAUCAUACUAUUGCAGGCUUAGCAGUUGCACUGAAGCAGGCCAUGACACCAGAAUUCAAGAAUUACCAAAAGCAAGUACUUAGCAACUGCUCAGCAUUUGCACAGAGUUUGUUAGAGAAAGGCUAUGACUUAGUAUCUGGUGGAACUGAGAACCAUUUAGUGUUGGUGAACUUACGAAACAAGGGCAUUGAUGGUUCCAGGGUUGAGAAGGUACUGGAAGCAGUUCAUAUAGCUGCCAAUAAAAAUACCGUUCCAGGGGAUGUAUCUGCAAUGGUUCCUGGCGGCAUUCGGAUGGGAACUCCUGCUCUCACAUCAAGGGGAUUUGCUGAGGAAGAUUUUAAAAAAGUAGCUGAAUACUUUGAUGCUGCUGUCAAGUUGGCCUUGCAGAUUAAGGAAAAUACUAACGGUACAAAGUUGAAGGAUUUUGUGGCAGCGAUGCAAUCAGAUGAACAAGUUCAAUUGAAGAUUGCUAAUCUCCGUCAUGAAGUAGAGGAUUAUGCUAAGCAGUUUCCCACAAUUGGUUUUGAGAUAGAAACAAUGAAGUAUGGUAAGUGA
Sphenostylis stenocarpa is the source of this 1530-nucleotide messenger RNA. Lineage: Eukaryota; Viridiplantae; Streptophyta; Magnoliopsida; Fabales; Fabaceae. The record is from the annotation of a GenBank genome assembly.